Messenger RNA from Ochlerotatus camptorhynchus, 1178 nucleotides. Its product is annotated as enoyl-CoA hydratase domain-containing protein 2, mitochondrial. The transcript is spliced from 2 exons. Gene Ontology annotation, molecular function: catalytic activity. Gene Ontology annotation, biological process: fatty acid beta-oxidation. The record is from RefSeq and is a predicted model, not a curated record. Bases 92 to 1015 code for a protein of 307 amino acids. Lineage: Eukaryota; Metazoa; Arthropoda; Insecta; Diptera; Culicidae. Gene Ontology annotation, cellular component: mitochondrion.
AGUGUUACCAAGCUCAACUUAUGUAAGUUCGGCACUGUUUAGCAAGAAUCACGCAUUAAGUAACUUCGUCGUAGUCAAAAUUGUGUCGAAAAUGUUGUUGAAAUUCGCCAAAACCCUCACAUCGCUACCACAAGCUCCCACAUUUGCCAGAAGCACCAUCCGAUCUCUGUCAACCACGAAGCAAUGCUUCGCUACGACGGACUCCACCGGUGGACAGGAACUACAGCUCACCUACCUCACCGAAGAUGAUAAGCAAGGCAUCGCCGUUCUGGGACUGAACCGUCCGAAGGCUCGAAACUCCUUCAGUCGAUCGCUGGUGAAGAACCUGCUGGAUUCGAUCGAGGUGCUGGCCCACGACAAGAACGUUCGGGUGGUCAUUUUGCGCAGUUUGGUGCCAGGAAUCUUCUGCGCUGGAGCCGAUCUGAAGGAACGGGCCACCAUGUCCGUUCAGGAUGUCGGUCGGUUCGUAUCCAAGUUGCGACUGAUGAUGACCAACAUCGAGCAGCUGCCAGCACCGGUUAUUGCUGCCAUUGACGGUCCCGCUCUAGGGGGAGGUUUAGAAAUGGCAUUGGCUUGCGAUAUGCGAGUUGUGACGAGCAAUGUCAUGCUGGGUUUGGUAGAGACCAAGCUGGGAAUCAUCCCCGGAGCUGGCGGAACUCAGCGUCUUCCGCGGAUCCUGAAUCCGGCGAUUGCUAAGGAGCUGAUCUUCACCGCCAGGCAGAUUACGGGAGAGGAGGCAAAGAAUUUGGGUAUAGUUAACCACGCGGUGAAGUCCAACGAAGAUGGAGAUGCUGCCUUCCAGAAGGCCUUGCAGCUGGCUAUGGAGAUUGUUCCGAAUGGGCCGAUCGGAGUUCGGAUGGCUAAGAAGGCCAUUGAUAAGGGCCUUCAGGUUGAUCUGACAACGGGUUGUGCCAUUGAGGAAGCAUGCUACGCACAGGUUAUUCCAACUAAGGACCGCCUGGAAGGGUUGAAGGCAUUCAUGGAGAAGCGGAAGCCAAAAUUCAUCGGGGAGUAAUAGGAGAUUAUUAUUUUCAGUUACAUUGAAGAAACGGCUAUGUGAUACGAAAGUGCAUUUAUUUUUUUUAUGAAACGCAGGUAGGCUGAAAGCUCAGGGAAACAAUCUUUCAAUGUUUUUAAAACGGAGGCCUGUAUUUACAAUAAAUAAUGAUGGAAUCAUA